AUGUCGCGACAAUCAACCGAAGCGGCACCAAAGGCUUGCCGAACCCACACGGCUUUCGACGCACCCAAUUCAGCCAUGGACGACCACGGUAUUGAUCUGCAGCAGCGCUGCUUCUUCUUCAAGCCUCCUAUUGAGAUUCGCGAGCUCAUCUACGAAUAUGCUCUUGCACUGGACCCAACUCAAGAUCCGAUCAAAGAUGGCCAGCUGCAGCAUACUGGAGACUGUUCCAAGUUCUCCUGUGUCACCCGUACGAAUUGGCGCACACGCAGUGCCUUGCUUCAAGUUUGCCAGGCCAUCCGAUACGAGGCGACGCCCACAUUCUACCGAAACAGCACCAUCCACUUUCGCAUCGACAAACACAACUACAAUGGUCUCGUUGAUUGGCUCCACGAAAUUGGCAAAGAGCAGGCCCGGCUGAUUCCAAAGCUCGUGAUCACGUGGGAGCCGACUCAGCAGUCACUGGACGCUUUCUCAACUACAGAUCGCGCGAUUGAGGAGGCAAGAGAUGUUGUGGCUGAAGAACGUCUGCAAGCCUUUCUAACCAGGCACCACUCGUCUUCCCGCCGCUUCCGAGUGUCAUCUCUAUCCAAGCAAAAGUGCUUCAUCCUCCAUAUACAGCUUCAGGAAAUGGCUUCAAACGAGACUGCUGCGCAUCAAGAGGCCAUUGAUGCAUUGGAGCGAUAUGUGCUGUCAUACGGGAUAGCGCGCGAUGCCAUUGUGCUGGGGGAAGAUACCCACCAGCGACUCUGUCCGGAUCUACUAAAGGUGCAGUCGGACUUCAUCUCGACUCUCAAGCGGAGACUGGGCCUAAUCAGAAGCGAUGAAGGCAGUUGCGGUCGUUAG
Messenger RNA from Zasmidium cellare ATCC 36951, 843 nucleotides. RefSeq lists its product as uncharacterized. The record is from RefSeq and is a predicted model, not a curated record. Lineage: Eukaryota; Fungi; Ascomycota; Dothideomycetes; Mycosphaerellales; Mycosphaerellaceae. The coding region runs from base 1 to 843 and encodes 280 amino acids. The transcript has a single exon.